AUGUGUUUUCAUUCCCAGGUUCUGAGUAAUGGAAGGUACAAGAGCGUUCACCACAGAGCAGUGACGAGCAAGGAACGGAGUCGGGUUUCUUUGGCAAUGUUUUAUGCUCCGGAUAAAGAUGCGGUGAUCGGUCCGGUGGAGGAUUUGAUCGACGGCGAACACCCGAGAAUGUAUAGGGAGUAUAGGUAUUCAGAGUUUUUGGAGGAAUUCGGGAAGCAGGAAGGAACCGGGUGGAUGGUGAAGGAAACCUUUAGGCCCAGGGAGGGAAUAAAGUAA
Messenger RNA from Linum tenue, 276 nucleotides. The record is from the annotation of a GenBank genome assembly. Lineage: Eukaryota; Viridiplantae; Streptophyta; Magnoliopsida; Malpighiales; Linaceae.